Messenger RNA from Soboliphyme baturini, 573 nucleotides. The record is from the annotation of a GenBank genome assembly. NCBI's taxonomy places the organism in Eukaryota, Metazoa, Nematoda, Enoplea, Dioctophymatida, Soboliphymatidae.
AUGGAAGCCCAGAAGCAAGCAUCGUUUGAGACAGCGGCGAGCUACGUGUACGAUAAACUCGAGAUGCUGGGGAGCAGCCUGGUAGCACUGAAGGAAGAAGAGAAGAUCCUCUAUGCAACGUUGGAGUUCGCCAAUUCUCUCCGAACAGUAGCUGUGGUCGCUGGUAACCACUGCAAGGCCGCAGGUGUACUGCCUAUCCUGCAUGCGCCAAAGGAGCGUAAAGACAACAGGGGUCCAGAUGCGAGGCCAGAGCCUAUGAUGACAAAACCCGGACUGUCAUCCACUUCAGACGAGCCCGAAAGCUGGAAGGACAACCAGUUUUGUGCCAGGGCAACUGCCUGCGUGGUCGAUGGUACGGCACUCCUAGAGAACGACAACAGCAUGCAGAUCAGCCGAGAAUGGGUGACACCAAGAGAGCUGCACAGCGCCAACAGAGACAUGGCAGAGGAGACAAAACUGAAGCUCGGGUCAGGCAGCGAUCCUGGAGAACGAACCUGCCGCGAUAUAUACGGGACUACGUGCGGAGUUGUGCAUAUUCCAGGUAAGGAAAGUGCUAAGAGAAAGGAAGAUUAA